CAUCUGGUGUUCCGGCCCAGCCUACUGCAAUCGUUCCCUCGAUGUCGGUAGGAGUGUCAGUACCAGAGGCACCAACUGGUAGCCAACCAUCCUAUCCCCAUAGAGAAACUACGACGCCGUUCCCGUCAGUACCAACAGUGGUUCCAACCACAGAAACAGUAUCAUCUGGUGUUGCAGGUCAACCUACCGUUGUUGUUCCGUCAGUAUCAGUUGGUGUAUCAGUGCCAGAAUCACCAACCACCAGCCCACCGUCUUUCCCCAAUUCAGAAUUGAAGACUGAAUUACCACCAGGGCCCUCGGGCGUUUCUGCAACAGAGUCAUCUAUGCCGUCUGGUAUUCCCGGUGAGCCUACUGCGGUCGUUCCUUCGGUGUCUGUAGGAGUCUCAUUACCAGAGACCUCGACUGCUAGCCAGCCAUCUUAUCCUCAAGGUGAAUUCACGACGCAGUUCCCGUCAGCUCCAUCAGUGGUUCCAAAUACAGAAACAAUACCAGCUGGUGUUUCAGGCCAACCUGCGAUUGUUGUUCCAUCAGUAUCUGUUGGUGUCUCAGUGCCAGAGUCACAGACCAAUGGCCCACCGUUUUCUUCUCCGUCAAAAUUUACGGCUUCAUUUUCACCUGGUGUUUCCUCAGCUGUGCCACCACAAGUACCGCCUUCCGAAACACCAGGUCAACUAACGUUUCCUUCGAGUGUUUCUUCUUUCCCAACAACAGAGGCGUCGCUUCCGUCGGAGGCAUCGGGUGAGCCGUCAACUGUUUCUCCAUUCGCAUCAUUGGGUGUGUCCGUGCCAGAAGGAGGGACGCAGCCAACGCUUCCUGCUGAAGAGGAGAGUGGAACGAAGACCCCAUAUUUCGGAGUCCCUUCGAGUGCGCCAUUUCAACCAAGCAUAGCUGCUCCUUCUAUGUCGGCAACUGUGUCGGUGCCACAGUUUGCUGCGAGUUCACCAUCAUUUACACCAGUGACAGGCACGCUUUCAUCUGCCAUGACUGUUAUUCCAACAAGUGAAGUGUCUUUGCCUCGUGGUGUUUCUGGCGAGCCUACUGCCAUCGUUCCGUCAUCUUCAGUUGGUGUUUUUCUAUCUGGUCCUUCGCUUUCUCCUGGAGAAAUAAGCUCCCAUUUUCCGCCGGGUGGUUCUGCUGUUUCCACGACGGAGGUAUCUUUGCCAUUUGGUGUAACAAGCUUUCAGGGUGUCCCGGUGCCGUCAUACUCAGUAGGUGUUUCAGUGCCAGAAGUAGCGACUUCCACUGCGGUGCCACUUACUGUUGAAACUCGUACGUUGCCCAGUGGUUCCAUAGCAUCAGAGACGGUGCCGAAAACCCCAGCGCAAAUGCCGUCAACAUUCCCACAUGGUACACCAGUGGUUAUGACAACUCUACCAUCAGUUCCGAUGGGUCCAUAUGUUCCCAGGGGAACACUGCCCACGUCAUCCGUGAAAGUAAACGUUGAAACUGAGACUACGCCACCAUCAUUCGCAUCUGUUGAACUCUCCACGAACGUGGGUUUUCCAUCUGGUCUUCUUCCAACAUCUGUGGUCGCAGUUUCUGAAGCAACAGUCGGUGUUUCGGUGCCAUCUACAUUUGUUCCAACUGUAGCUACGCCAACGACGCCAUCUUUUCAUGGAACCAAAGUAGCAAAUACUUUCACGUCCACUCAGGUACCACACCAGACGGGGCCUGAAGAACCGAUCAGCACAACUCCCAGUUUCAUUACACCAGAAACUGAAGAUAUCUGGGCCUUGUUGGUCAUCAUAAGGACCGACUUGAAGAUGUACAAGGUUAAUGCUACUGUACUUCAUACUCUCUUGAUAAAGGCUACAAUGAUAGGAAGCCAUGACGCUUACACCAUCAUACUUCUCGCCUUAAAGGACCUAAAGGUUACGUGCAAGUACUUGGCGCCUUCGGAGAGGAUUAAGGUCGCAUACGAAGUCGCCCAUUACCUGAAGUCGCAUGGGACGAGAAUCGCACACGAUGUUGUUGUGAAGGCUGUCGGUGUCUUCCUCUGUGCCGUCGACCACAAGGACAUAAUAACAAAACUGCUUUCCGAAAACACUUAUAUGAUCUCUAUUUCCGAAAGUGUAGCAAGUGAGCUAUCGUGCCCAGACAUGGAACACUUAGUCCACCUGCUCUACGCCGACCGGAACCGGACGAAAAUUGAAGAGUCUCCAUGCGCCGGUAUCCUCUGUGAAGAGGUUCCAGAGAACGUAAUGGACACUAUAGACAUGCUCGUUGACAGGUACUUCCCCCAGAAAGCCCACGAGAAGAAGUGGCUUAUGCUAGACAUUGCGAAGGCGCUUAACCUACAGCCCGAAGAAGAUGAAGAGGGUGACGAGAUGGUCUACUACAAGAUGGGCGACUACGACGUCUUUUUGGAGGAACUACGGGAGCCCACCAUUUCCGACGAAGAGAAGGCCCUGCUGUUCGGAAAGUUCUUCGCCGAAGUACGCAAGGUUGCCAAGGCCGAGCGCAAGCUCAGGCUCGACGACCUGGAAGAAGUCUGGAAGAUGGGUGGCGGCAAGCUGCCACAGCCCGCGGUGAGGUCGUUUAUAGCUCUUCUAAAACUCGUUCACAGCAAGAGAAUAUCUCUGAAGACCGAAGAGAGGAUCCGUCUGUUGAAGCUUGCACUCAGGUGUGAUGGUCACGAGUGCACGAAGCUUAGCUCCAGUGACAUCCACAACCUCAUCUUCGCGUUGUGCAAUGUGGGAAUUCGCGAUGGUUUCGGUCUUCCGAAGGAACUGAAGAGCCAAGUCACAAAGUUUAUACUAACGCUGAAAGACAGUUACAUCGAUUCGAUAUCGAUAAGAAGGUGGAAACGCAGUUCUAGCCUUCUGAAACCUAGGUCGCACGAUUAUCUUUCAGCCAGCUCUCCAUCCGAGCUGCGAUACCUGAAAGACUGGCUCCAGAAACCCAUGGCUAUUGCACAGAAGCAAGGGCUCCUAAAGAACACGGGACGUUCUAAUGAUGACCCAUCUGGCAGCAAAGGGUCUGCACUCUCGCAACUUUACAACGCCUACGUAAAUGAAAAAAGGCCGGACAUUAAGACAGUGCUCGCUGAGCGGUUGCUUGACACAUACAACGAUUCUUUCAGGCAUCUCGGUUCUGAAAUCGAAGACACCAAAAAGUUCGUGCUUACUGUUGUUCAGCAGCUGCCGUUGACGUCUUCCAGGCACAACGACUUGGUCCUGGGCAUUCUAGAACAAUGCAUUCGACGAGGCAGCCCUUGUCUCAACAUUAGUAGCAGCGAGAGCAUAGCACCCCUGAAGGUAAUACUACAAAACAUGUCGCUAAAGCAAAGUCCGAACUUCGUCCCAAACCUAAUUCACCAACUUUUCGCCGCUGCGAAGAAGGCAAGAACCCACGUGGACUUGUCAUGGCUGACCAACAAUGGCUCAGCGCGCAGAACGUUUCAGACGAGAGUUCCACACCUGCUUGAAACACCGUCUAGAGCUUACAGAUUAUCCUGAAACACAAGUAUCGAAUUUAGUACGCACUAAAAUCAUUCUACUAUGCCCGCGGCGAACGAAUCUAUCGCUAAUAUUGUUUAUUUGUUUGAUAGUGUAAUAAACCCCUCCGGUGUUUUUUCUUCUUCCUUUUUGUCAUUGUUCCCCAAGUUUUGCGCAUGUUCCCGUGACAUGCGGUGUACAGACCAGCAAAUGUAACAGAAUCGGCUAAUGUACAGCAAAUAAAGAAGAAAGAAAAUACUGGCGUCCAAACCUGCCGGCCCGGUAAAAGAGAAAUAAAGAAUAGUCCGGAAA
Messenger RNA from Rhipicephalus microplus (southern cattle tick), 3749 nucleotides. RefSeq lists its product as uncharacterized. NCBI's taxonomy places the organism in Eukaryota, Metazoa, Arthropoda, Arachnida, Ixodida, Ixodidae. The record is from RefSeq and is a predicted model, not a curated record.